Molecule: messenger RNA, 1862 nt
Organism: Cercospora beticola
Lineage: Eukaryota; Fungi; Ascomycota; Dothideomycetes; Mycosphaerellales; Mycosphaerellaceae
Gene: SGT1
Product: co-chaperone SGT1
Molecular function (GO): protein-folding chaperone binding
Source: RefSeq, a predicted model, not a curated record
CGACCCACACCUCACGAUCAAUUCAUUUUCAGUCAUCGUUUAUCCAAAAGAGAAUUCCAACGCCAAGAUAGAGUUUUCGUAGGAGCAUCCUCUGGCUGAGCGAUCGGAAAAGCACCCUCUCUGGAUUUACGCAGUCACGCGAGCUCGACAGCAACGAGAGCGGCAGGACUACCAGCUCGCAAUCAUACACGCGGGCAUCAGGUGUAAUCUCGCACCUAGGGCACAUCUAUUUAUCAAUCCUGUGCCUUGGCUUCAGCAGGCACGCAAGGUCAGAGCAAGAUACCGGUUCCAGCUAGACCAGCAACGCAGAGAGCAAGCUGAAGCACUAAGACAAGAGGAGAGGGAGUAUCAAGCUGCAUUCGAGAGAGAAUACCUCAUCGACCUUGCAGAGACUUGCGCAAUCAUGGCAGCCAGUGCUGCGCGUGGCAAAAAGGCCCUGGAAGCUGGAAAGUAUGAAGAAGCUAUCAAGGACUAUACUGCCGCGAUCGACGAAUCCCCAACUUCGCCAGACUUCUACAUCCAACGCUCCAUGGCCUAUCAGAGAGCGGGAAACUUCGACGCGGCUCUUGCGGAUGCCGAGCAGGGAGUACUGAACGCAGUGGAACGUGCGAGGAAAGAGCUCAUAACAGAAGCUCAAUUUCGUCGUGGAGUAGCGCUCUACAAACUCGGGCGCCUCGGCGACGCUCAGUUCAUCCUCGAUCUGGUCAAGCAGCGUGAUGAGAAGCACAAGCAAGCCGAAAUGUGGAUUAACAAGACCAAGAUGGAUCUGGCCAAGCUCGACCAACACGACGACAAGCGGAAGCUUACCAUUGCUGAAAUACCUAGCAAGCCAGCAGCAAGACCGGCUGGCCUACCCGUACCUCCUGCAGCCGCUGUCGCACCCCAGCAGACGCCAGCAGACAAAAUUCGCUACGACUGGUAUCAGAAUACGGAGAACAUCUACUUCACCCUUAUGGCAAAGGGUGUCCCAAAAAAUCAAUGUGUCGUUCAUUUUGAGGAGCGCUCCUUCAGUGUGACCUUCCCUACAGGCUCGAAUUCAAGCUAUGACCUUCAUAUUGAGCCACUGUUCGCACCAGUCGAUCCAGAGAGGUGCAUAACGCGUGUCCUCCCUAGCAAGGUCGAAAUCAUUCUCACCAAAGCACAGCCCGGUGUUAAAUGGCGGAAGCUGGAAAGCGAUGAGCCACAAAAGGACGCUCCUAAGGCUGACAGUGUCGCUGGUGGCGAUAAUAACGCCGACGAUGCAGUUAGGCACGCAGUCUUGUCGGAACCUCCGAAGGGCCCUUCGUACCCGACCUCGUCAAAGAGAGGACCGAAAGACUGGGACAAGGUUGCGAAAGAGGCGAUGCCGAAGAGUGAGAAGCCUGGCGCGGUCGAAGAUGAUGACGACUAUGAAGGCGGAGACGAGGCCAACCACUUCUUCAAGAAGCUCUUCAAGGGAGCCAGUCCGGAGGCACAGCGUGCCAUGAUGAAGUCAUACACCGAGUCCAACGGCACUGCGCUGUCCACUAACUGGGAAGAAGUGUCCAAAGGCCCAGUCGAGACUACUCCGCCCGAUGGUAUGGAGGCCAAGCCGUGGAAGUAGGAGCAACACGAAGGCGGAGUACCAAUCGGCAACGAACAGCCUUCUGAAGGCAUCGAAGAAAUGCUUCGGAUGGGGUUGAACGCGUGUUGUGAGGAAGGCAAGGACGGCAAAAAUAAUUGCAUUUGGCACGAAGUCGAUGCAGACAUGGAGUCUGAAUGAGAAUAAGGAGCGUUCUAGCAUGGCGUAAGGGUCGGGAAAUAUCGGUCGGUCAUUCACAGUAAUGACAUUCAUUUUCAUGAUGCAGGUAGAAGCACGUAUUUCAGUCCAGUGGGAAGCCGAG